AUGAAUACUCCAAAGUUAUGGCGAGAUUAUAUACCAAGUUAUAAAAGGAAAGCUAAUAACUUUAAAAAAAGUAUUGAUAAAGCUAAUGAAGUUUAUCUUAAACUUAUAAGGGAUCGUAAACAAGAAAUAGAUAGAAUUCCUAUAGAUGAACAAUUAAAUUCUGAUGCAUUAACAAUGUUGUUGACAGUAAAUACUCCACGUGAUAUUACUACACGAAUCUCGGAUAAUAAUCAUACAAGACCAAUGAGCGAAGAAGAAAUUUUAGGAAAUGUAUUUGAAAUAAUUAGUGGUGGAGUUGAUUCUGUAUUACUUCGCAUGAUGUCAGUUGUACCAAUAAUAUUUAGAAUGUCACAUAGAGAUGAUAAAAUUUCUGGCCAUCAAUUCAGUGGUCAAACACAAUUUAUGCUUAAUACUUAUGGUAUACAUCAUAAUAAGGAGCAUUGGAUAAAUCCUGAAGUAUUCAAUCCUUCUCCUUUUGGUGGAGGAUCCCGAAUGUGUCCUGGGAAACAAUUAGCUAUGACUAUAAUUAAAACUUUAAUGGUUUUACUUUAUAGAAAAUAUGAUGUUAGAUUAUCAGAUAUGAAUGCACCUAUUAAAUAUCAUUUUUCCAUAUUGAGACAUUGUGAUGACCUCAAUGUAAUAUUGAAACCAAUAUUCCAAGAUUUAUAA
Molecule: messenger RNA, 669 nt
Organism: Diversispora eburnea
Lineage: Eukaryota; Fungi; Glomeromycota; Glomeromycetes; Diversisporales; Diversisporaceae
Source: the annotation of a GenBank genome assembly